This is a messenger RNA of Talaromyces amestolkiae, 1062 nucleotides long. RefSeq lists its product as uncharacterized. The record is from RefSeq and is a predicted model, not a curated record. Bases 1 to 1062 code for a protein of 353 amino acids. NCBI's taxonomy places the organism in Eukaryota, Fungi, Ascomycota, Eurotiomycetes, Eurotiales, Trichocomaceae. Gene Ontology annotation, molecular function: protein binding. The transcript has 5 exons.
AUGGACGUCGACAGCGACGACAGCGACUCAUUGUCAACCGAAUCGUCUGUGUGGCUCCCUGGUGCCAGGGAGGCUAUUGGAAACUUGUCCGCGACUUUGCAAUGGAUUUACAACACAGGCGAAUUCGCAGAUCUCACCGUGAUUCUUGGAGACCACCGAUUCAACUUGCAUAGAGCGAUCGUCUGUGGACAAUCUCCAUAUCUCAGAAGAGAGACAUUGGAAAAAGGAGACGAGAUAAUACCCCUUUGGUGGGACUUCCACAAAAACAUACAGGCGUACGAAGCAGUAUUCCGCUUCAUGUAUGGGUUUAAAUAUAAUGAAGAGCCACAUUUUAGCAGCUGUAUGAGCUUCCACGCCGAAGUUUAUGUGCUAGCACGAGACUUUGAACUUUUGGAGCUACGAGAGCUCGCGGCCGAAAACCUCAAGACAUAUAUCACGAUCCUUCUCCAAGGCGAAGAGUUCAAGUUGCACAAGGUCGUCAUUUGUGAACAAUCUCCGAAGCUCAAAGCUCUUUGUGAGGGAAAGAAGGAAAUGACACUCGAGCCGCUGAAAGAUCUCGAUUAUGCACGCGGAUCUUACGCGACGAUGUUCCGUUUCAUGUACGGACACGAGUAUCCUGAUGCAAUAUUCAAAUGCAAAAACCCAAUUGGUUUUCACCACGAUGUGUAUCGCCUCGCGCUUUACUAUGAAAUUCCGCGACUACAAGAUCUCGCAUUGGCGAAUUUCAAGAAGUGUGCCUAUUAUAACUUCGACGAAUACUAUUUUCUGAGGAUUCUAAGAAAAGGGAGGGAUGUCAUUGAUGAAAAGUUUCACGGGUUUCUCGUGCGGAGAUGCCAUCAGAAGAUUUGCAACUUGUGCGAUAACGGCUACUUUCAUGAUGUUUUGAGAAAGGAUUCUGAGCUAGGAAUUGAGCUAGCGCAGAGCUUUGGGGGCUCGCUGUGGAAUUAUUACUGCCCCAAGUGCGGAGAGAGUUGGUCCUUGAACACUGCUGUUCUGCAUGCGCCAUCAUACUGUCCCAAUUGUGGCCAUUAUGAAAAGGAUUGGAGCAGUUUUUUUCGAUGA